Messenger RNA from Perkinsus marinus ATCC 50983, 195 nucleotides. RefSeq lists its product as hypothetical. Gene Ontology annotation, biological process: proteolysis. The record is from RefSeq and is a predicted model, not a curated record. The transcript is spliced from 2 exons. Bases 1 to 195 code for a protein of 64 amino acids. NCBI's taxonomy places the organism in Eukaryota, Perkinsozoa, Perkinsida, Perkinsidae. Gene Ontology annotation, molecular function: cysteine-type peptidase activity.
AUGGCCUUCACUGAGGAUGACCAAUCUGCUCAUAGAUAUUGGGAGUUCAAGAACUCCUGGGGCACGGAUUGGGGGAUGCAGGGCUAUGGUAGACUGCUCCGUGGAAAAGGUGGCAAAGGUGAAUGUGGCAUCCUGAAGCAAGCUUACUAUCCCCUUUUGAAGGACGACCUCGAUCCUGGCGAGCUGUGUGUGUAG